AUGGCGCCGAGCACAAGGGCGACGCUCAACGAGGACAACCUGACCUCGUACAUCCUGCAGGACGAGGCGAUGCAGGAGGCUGAGCGGUCACAGGAACUCUUGGCGCAGGCCAACUUCGUCGCCCCGGCGAAGCAAGGAGGCCGACCAGGACAGCGCGGACAGUCUGGUGGCGGCGGGAGUGGUGGCUGGAAGUCGACCAAGGAGGUCAAGAAGAAGUCGACCAAGGACGGCGGUCGAGAAGGAGGAGUGACUCCGACGACAACGACAAGGGCGGCCGCGGGAGGUCGAGCAGUCGUCGUCCUCGUCAAAGAGGGAAACCGGCCGCGCAAGGAGAAGCAGUCGACCAAGAUGUCGACUUCGGCGAAGGACGCCGACUCCCCUGCUGGCGGCAAGGCGCGGGAUGACAAGACGGCGUCGUGCUCGCUGGUCAGCGUCGUGGAGCCGACCGUCUCGCUGGCGCCGGAGGCCGGAGAGGACUUCCAGGCGGUGGCGGCAGCUGUCGGCGCCAUCAGGCAUGUGCGCGGCUUCAAUGGGGCGCUGCAGGACAUCCAGUGCCGUGGCACCGUCGCCCUACAAGGGGAGGCCGGGAAGCAGGUACUCAUCCCCGACGUACUGUAUGUCCCGGGUGUGCGGGCCAACCUGCUGUCGUCCGGCCUGCUGAAGGAGCACGGCGUGAAGCUGCACGAGGACGGAGAGGGAAUGAUGCUCGUCUUUGCAGCCGGAGCGGUGCUCGGUCGGGCGACGUACUCCGGGCGUGUCCUCUGCACCGACCUGCGUCCCUGCUCAACGAGGUCGACGUCGCCCACGACGGAGGUUGUGGCUCUGCGGGCGAUCGUCUCGAAGACAAAGUCGACCCCGGACCGGAUGCAUGCGCGGCUUGCACAUGUCGGCAUGGACACCAUACGGAGCUCGGCGAAGAACGAGGUCGCCAUUGGGCUGGACCUCAAGUCGGCGACGGACGCCGACUCCCCGUGUGUCACGUGCGUCGGCGGGAAACUGGCGCGGCACACCUUCCCAGACCAAGGCUCCGACGCCGACGACGUGCUGGCCGUCGUGCACAUCGACCUGUGCGGGCCGUUCCGCGUGGCUGCCAAGGAUAGCAGCCUGUACUUCUUGCUGCUGAAGGACCGCAAGACCCGCUACGUGUGGGUGAAGCCGGUCGCCAAGAAGUCAGAUGCGUUGCGGGUGUUCGUGCAGUGGCUGGCGGUGGCUGAGCGGCAGACGAAGAAGUCGGUGUUGAUGCUGCGCUCUGACCGGGGAGGGGAGUUCCUCGGGAAGCAGUUCACCGACUUCGUGAACGGCAAGGGGAUCGUCCACGACCUGACCUGCCCAUACACCCCGCAGCAGAACGGCAUGGCGGAGCGUGAGAUGAGGACGGUGGUGGAGUCGGUGUGGACAAUGCUACUGCACAUGGGCGUGCAGCACCACUGGUGGCACCUCGCUCUCCGGCAGGGCGUCUGGGUCCGCAACUGCCUUGAGAGGUCGGCGCUGCCGCCGGGGACGACGCCGUACCAGCUGCUGACCGGGAAGAAGCCCGACUUGUCGCUGGCACGGGUGUGGGGCUGCAUGGUGCAGUUCCUUGUCCCUGAGCAGCAGCGUGGUGGGAAGCUGAAGCCAAAGGCCAGGUGGGGCCUGAACCUUGGCGUGUCGGCGGCGAGCAAGGGCUGGGAGCUCCUCGACGUCGACACCGACCGAGUGGUCACCACGUCGUACGUGGUGUUCUACGAGGAGAUGUCGCUGGCCGAGUGGAAGACGGAGCAUGGGCCGGUGUCUGGCCGCUCGUCGUCCACCCCGCCCUCUGACACCUCGUCGGCGUCGCUGCCGCUGCUUGCCGAGGUCGGUGAGCUUGCUACUGAGGACGUCGAGGACGUCCGCCCCCCUACCCCUCCCCCUCGGACCCAUGCCCCUCCCCUCGUGGCCGACCUGCGUGAGCUGACCUCGGUGUUGGCCUCCAGCGAUGAGGGGAGUAGUGGGACGUCGCCUUCGGCCAGGUGCAUCGCCGGUGGCCGAGGUGACGAGCGGCAGGUCGACGUGGGUUUGCAGUCGACGUCGAUAGGGGAGGAGCACGUCCAGAAGCAGGUCGAGGAGCAGCGGCCGACAAAGGAGCAGGCAGCCGUGAAGCCGACUACGGAGCAGUCGGCGACCGAGCAGCCGGCAGGGGAGCCGAUCACAGGGGAGAAGUUGGCUGGGACGCCGACCACAGGGGAGAAGUCGGCAGGGACGCCGGAUGCAGUGCAGCAGAACGCCAAGGGCAGCGACGGCGACGAUGGAGGGGACGUCGAGGAGGUCCAACCAGGACCACGACGUUCAGGCCGACUUCGGAGGCCGCCUGACUUCUUCGUCCCCGCGGCGUUCACCACGGUGUACGACGUGGACGACGAUGACGACGACCUGCUGUACGACGACGCCAAGGAGGAUGAGGAGUUUCCAGAGCUCGACCUCGACAUGCUAGCCGACCCCGAUCACCGUUGGGACAUCUCGACGAUGAUGGUGAAAGAGGCAUUGGCAAGCUGGAAGGGCCCGGCGGUGAAGGUCGCCAUGGAGGAGGAGAUUCGCAGCCUCAUCAACAUGGGCACUUGGGAGCUGGUCGAACGCCCGCCGGGGGUGAACGUCAUGAAGAACCGGUGGGUGUUGACGACGAAGUACCACGUCGACGACAUCGUCGAGCGUGAGAAGGCGAGGCUGGUCGUAAAGGGCUUCACACAAGUGUACGGCGCCGACUACGACGAGACGUUCGCGUCGGUGGGCAGCUACGUCACGCUGAGGAUCUUCCUCAGCAUCGUCCCCGUCCUCGACCUUAACCUGAUGCCGCUCGACAUGAAGAACGCCUUCCUGCAGAGCAAGCUCGAUCGGGUGCUGUACAUGUCCCAACCGGACUACUUCAACGACGGAACCGACCGGGUGUGCAAGCUGCUGAAGAGCCUGUACGGGCUGAAGCAGUCGCCGCUAUUGUGGUACUUGGCGCUCAACGAUGUGCUGGUCGGCGCCGGGUGGAAGAAGAGCCAGGUCGACGAGGCUCUCUACUUCAAGGUCGGCGAGGGUGGCGUGGCCUGCUGGGUGCUGGUCUACGUCGACAACCUGCUUGCCGCCAGCAGCAGCGCCGCGAUGCUGAAGGAGCUGAAGGAGCUGCUGGAAGCCGCCUUCGAGCUGCGCGAGAUCUCGCCGGUGCAGAACUACCUCGGGCUGGAGAUCGUGCGCGACAUGUCGGCGGGGAAGCUGUGGCUGCACCAGCAGGGCUACGCCGACAAGCUGCGUAGGCGCUUCAUCGACGAGGAGCAGACCGAGCGCACCCUGAAGACGCCGGUCUCGGUCGGCGCCUACGCCGAGCUCACCUUCGACGACGAGGAGGCGCAGGAACGGCAGGAGGAGGAGUACCGGCAGAAGGUCGGCUCGCUGCAGUUCGCGGCGACGACGACGAGGCCGGACAUCGCCUUCGCCUGCAGCAAGCUGGGGAGCGGCCUCACGGUGAGGAGCGACCAGCACUGGCGCGAGGUCGACCGCUGCCUCGCCUACCUCGCCAACACACGUGACACCGCCCUGGAGUUCGGCGGUGGACCUGAGUCGCUGGAGCUGGUCGGCUACGUGGACGCCGACGACGCUGGUGACAAGCAGAACAGGACGAGCACGGGCGGCUACGUGUUCGUCUACGGAGGGGCUGCAGUCUCCUGGUCGAGCCAGCGCAUCAAGUGCGCGACGUUGUCGUCGACCGAGUCAGAGUACGUGGCGGCCACUGAAGCUGGCAAGGAGGGACGCCGCCUUCGCUUCCUCCUCGCUGAGUUCCGGCAGCUGGAUGCCGGGAAGCCGGCUGUCCUGCGCGUGGACAACAAGUCGGCCAUCACGGUCGCCGAGGGCAUGGGGUUGACAGGCAACCUCAAGCACAUGGAGCGGCGACAGGCCUGGCUGCAGCACAUGGUGAAGCGUGGGAAGUUCUCGCUGCAGUACAUCCCGACCGCUGAGCAGCCGGCCGGCUUCCUGACGAAGGCGCUGCACUAUCCGGCCUUCAGCCGGUGCUCCGUCGCCAUCGGCCAGGUGCGCUUGGCCAACGUGGGUGACGAAGUUGACGCCGUGCAGCAGUAG
Closterium sp. NIES-65 is the source of this 4077-nucleotide messenger RNA. The record is from the annotation of a GenBank genome assembly. Lineage: Eukaryota; Viridiplantae; Streptophyta; Zygnematophyceae; Desmidiales; Closteriaceae.